AGCUGCCUGUAACAUCAAUCUCUAAAACCAAAAUAUCAUCCCUAAAAGAGUGCAGACGAGGCUGGCGCUCUGUAAGAGAUAUACGAGUGGUUGCAGUGCUGUCUCCAUGCUUCUUCCUUUUGGCAGAGCGCGGGGCAUUCCUUUUCUGGACACUGCUCCCUCACUGAAGACUUUGAAUGCAGAGAGAGCCACUCACAACCAGCAUGGACCCAGUCCAUCCUGGAGUGUCCCACAACCCUUAAGCUUUUGAUGUGCAGCUGAGCCUGUGAUCUGUGAAGCGUGUCCAGCCCCGGUUUCAGGCUGACCUCCUGUCAGCAGGUAGUUCCUCCUGUGCCGUGAUGAUGUCAGUAGAUGUGACCAAUCGUAACGGCCCGGCUGCCACACCCCCCACCUCACUCAGCCUCCGCUCCUCCCACAACCAGCUUCUCAGCAGCGACAUCAACAACCAGGGUCUCUCCACACCCCCGAAAUGUCGCAAAAAGUACGCACUCACCAGCAUCCAAGCCGCGAUGGGUCUCGGCGAAGCAGCAGCGGCUUCAUCAUCUUCGCCUCUUUCUUCACCUCCACAGUCAUUAACCCCUAAUAACCCUAAACUCACCAAGAAUGGGGUCAACCAACUUCGGAAAGCUGGCCAGGACCCCAAUAAAAACACAGAGCCACUAGAACUUGAGUGCGACUUUGAGACUGUCGAGCCUGAUAUUAAUGUCAACACUAAAGAGGAUGACGGCCACGCUCUCACCAAUAAUGAUAGGGAAGAAGAUGUCAUUACCCAUGCCGUGGAAGCUCCUCCAGUCAGUGCAGGUGAGCCAGAGCCAAAAACAGAAUCCGACAUAGACUACAAAUUUAACACAAGUGCUGAGCUCAAAGUGAACAGCAACACAGCAGAUUUGGGCUUUGAUUUAAACAUCGAAAGAGAGGAGAGUGAUGACAUCAGCAUUCUGUCAGAGAAGGAAAUAAUGUCAAAGAUUCGGAUUGAGGAAGACGGGGAUGAGCUGCUAGAGGAGGAGCCGCAGCAAGAGGAGGAGAUGGAGGAGAAAAAACCCUUACUGAUAACAGCAGAUUCGCCUGUAGAGAACAAUAAAGUGUCUUCAGAUCUGGAACUCAUGAGUAACCUUUGCUCUAACCUUAAGCUGCUCAAGUUGGGUAAAGACUCUGCGGUGCCUCCUCCCCCUUCGGCCCCUAAACAGGCCAGUCCAGAGGAAGCUCCUCUGCUCUCUGUCGCCUCAGGCUCCUCUUCGUCGUCCUCCUCCCCAGAGACCAAAAAAGACAGAAGAACUGGCGCAAAAACGGACUGUGCUCUGAACCGUAUCCAAAACCUCAACCCCAGCGAUGAAGAGUUGAGCUGGACCACACUUUCACAAGAAAGCAACUCCCCAGAAGAGACAGAUAUCUGGAGUGAUCAGUCAUUCCAGACCGACCCUGACCUGCCUCCAGGAUGGAAGAAAAUCAAAGACAUGGCUGGAAUCUACUACUGGCAUAUCCCUACAGGCACCACCCAGUGGGAGAGGCCUGCCACCCACCCUGCACCCCCCAGUCAGACGGACACCCUGAUCCAGGCCGACCACACAGAGUCCACACCGCGAAAACAGUCCCUGGGCUCGCUCAGCCCUUCACCUACUCCUGACCUGGAGUCGAGCCAGGCAGAGGUCUUCUACAGAGGGUCCACUCGCUCCAGCAGCACCACCUCCGACAGUUCAGUAGAGCCUCUCUCCAGUCACGAGUCCGUGCUGCCCACAUGUGGAUUUGUCAACAGCUGUUAUUUUCCUCGGUCCACGUCUCUGCAGGGAAUGUCUGAUCCAGAGAGUUGUUCUGAGCAAAAAGAUGAAGAGGACAAGAAACCACUGUGGAGUGAAUUUGGCGGAAAGAUUGAUAGUGAGGUGUGGAAGGACCUGCAAGCUGCGACAGUGAACCCUGACCCCAGUCUGAAGGAGUUUGAGGGUGCAACGCUUCGCUACGCUUCCCUGAAGCUAAGGAACCGUCCACCAGCAGAAGAGGAGCCCAGCACUGUGAAGAGAGACUCAGAAGUGAAAUGUUUCGCAGUGCGUUCUUUGGGCUGGGUGGAGAUGGCAGAGGAAGACUUGGCUCCCGGGAAGAGCAGUGUGGCUGUUAACAACUGCAUCAGACAGCUGUCCUACUGCAAAAAUGACAUCCGGGAUACUGUUGGCAUCUGGGGAGAGGGGAAGGACAUGUACCUGGUGCUGGAGAACAAUAUGUUGAACCUGGUUGACCCCAUGGACCGCAGUGUGCUUCACUCCCAGCCAAUCGCAAGCAUUCGUGUCUGGGGCGUAGGUCGGGACAAUGGAAGAGAUUUUGCAUAUGUGGCCCGGGAUAAAAACACCAGGAUCCUGAAAUGUCAUGUGUUCCGCUGUGAUACACCGGCCAAAGCCAUUGCCACCAGUCUGCACGAGAUCUGCUCCCGGAUAAUGGCAGAGAGAAAGACUGCCAAAGCGAUGGCAGGCGGCUCUCUCCAGGACAGAAUGCAGGCAGGACUAGAUCUGCCUUUACAGGAAUUUCCCACACCAAAGACAGAGCUGGUCCAGAAAUUUCAAGUGCUUUACUUGGGAAUGCUUCCUGUGGUCAGACCAAUAGGGAUGGAUAUUCUAAACGGUGCCAUAGAUAGUUUAAUUGGCUCUUCCAACAGAGAAGACUGGACUCCGGUAGCUCUUAAUGUUGCAGACGCUACUGUCACUAUCAGCAAGGAUAAGGAUGAAAAAGAGGUUCUUGUGGAGUGUCGUGUGCGCUUCCUGUCCUUCAUGGGAGUCGGGCGUGACAUACACACUUUUGCCUUCAUCAUGGAUGCCGGGAGUCAUCGCUUUGACUGUCAUGUCUUCUGGUGUGACCCUAAUGCUGGCAGUGUAUCAGAGGCGGUGCAGGCAGCAUGUAUGCUGCGGUACCAAAAGUGCUUGGUGGCACGCCCCCCGUCCCAGAAGGCCUGUGGCUCCUCCCCUCCUGGGGACUCCGUGUCCCGUCGGGUGUCGACCAGUGUAAAGAGAGGAGUCCUUUCUCUCAUUGACACACUCAAACAGAAGAGACCAGUCACGGAGCUGCCGCAGUAAAUUCUACUAACCACUAUCAACUAUCCACUGCUACAGUCCCCUGUCACCAUGGUAACUAGUCGUUGCGGACACCCCUCAUCAUCUGUUACCAUAGAAACAGAAAUGCCCAGGGGUCUGGAAAACUUUGUGCUGUUUGGAGCAGCAUGGAAAUUCUCCUUGAAGUUUUGCUCUGGAUUGUAAAUUUCCUCCAUCACCAUAAACUGAAAGUGUCUUUACCAUGUUCAAAAGGACCACCUGCCCCAGCACUCCUGGAGCUGUUAGUGUACAUAGUAACAUCCUUCACACAAACAGUGAAUCUACAGAAUGAAGACAUGGGACCUGUGAAGACUGGAGUCAUUUCUAUCUGUACUGCUGAUCUCAGUACUUUAGUUGUAUCUGUCUGUACAUGUGUUACUACAAGCAUGACCUUGUAAAACCUGGCCUCUCCAUUUGAUUGUUUGUCCUGUGAGUCUCUGCAAAAGUUUAACACAGAACUGAGAUAUGCUGAAGAAACUAGCAGCUUUCUCAGCCCGCAUUCUCUGUAACCUGCUCAAAUGCAUGACUUUUUCUAUUGUAAACAAGCAUUCAGUACUCCUGCAGUGAGGCAGGAAAGAGAGCAAAUCCAAGUCUUCUUAUUUUUGUAGCCUCAACGAGUGGUGAUCAUUCACCUGAAGCAUUUUUCAUCUAGUUAUUGGGACACCAACAGAUAAUCACCUGAAAGCAGGGCUGGAGGUCAGACUCAGCAUCAGCAUGCUGCUACUCUACACCACUGAUCAUUAUUUACCUUAAAUCACAUCUUUAUAUUUGAGUAUUUUGAGACUGAUUAUCCUCCAAACAUGGAAGCUGUAACCAUGAGAAGCUGUACAGAACUAAGACUGAAGGAUAGUUGUGUGGGCUGCUAGUGGUCUGUCUCCUUCACUUGAAUGGAUCUUUUGUGUUUUCAUUGAUAAUGUAAUAUACAUAAGUAUGUUUGUGUCCAACAGUGCCACCAAUCACACUCCAGUGACUUCUGCACACACAUUUCAGUUGAACAUAGCUUUGUACAUACUUUAUCCGAGCCUGUAACUAAAAACAAUGAUGUCCUAAUUAUUGAAAAUGGACAUAUUCAUUUUUUUCUAGAGGAUGUACAAAAUGGUGAGAUUAGCAAGAAACCAGGAGUGUGAUAGUGUAAAGGGUCAGCCACAUCACCUUAUUUUUGUCAAAUGGCUGAUGAAAUGUGAAUACAAUUAGUCUGUAUAUAAUAUCAUUUUAAGGUAACUUUUAGGCUUUCAUUUUUGUUAUAAGCUAUUUUUAUUUCUGAAUGUCUUUUUUCUAUUUUCAUGUAAUGAGAUGCCUUUUUUUGAGGAUUCACCAAAUGGCCAAAGUGUAAAAUAUUGACAUGUAGAUAAGUAAAUCCAAGAACAAAUAGUUGAAAGUUUUGGCGAUUGGAAAUGUUCCCAGUUGUCACUUAUGCUGAGUGUAACUAAGCAAAUAUCUAUGCAUUAUUUUGAAGUCAUAAAGAGCCUUGCAUGCCCAUGGACAGUUAAGCAAACUUUACUGAACAAAAAUCUUUUUUAUUUUUAUUUAUUAUAUUUUAUAAAGAGAUAUAGUAUACUGAUUAGUUGGGACAAGUAAUGUCUCGUGUAACAUUGUCUCAGUCUUUGGUUAACCCACAAACUUUCAACAGUCAAUCGAAAAAUGAAAUAACUCCAUUUGUACAGUGCACUUUGAACUAGGAGUCCACAGCUGCUCUGAAUGGCAUCACUGGCAAUAACAGCCGUGGAAAUCUGGUGUUUGCUGAACUUGACAUGCAUAAUUCACAUAAUAGAGAUAUACACCUGCUCACUGGUUUGUACACUUUAUCAAUGUAACCGACUGUGAGAAUAAACAACAUUA
Molecule: messenger RNA, 4910 nt
Organism: Periophthalmus magnuspinnatus
Lineage: Eukaryota; Metazoa; Chordata; Actinopteri; Gobiiformes; Gobiidae
Product: amyloid beta precursor protein binding family B member 2
Exons: 18
Coding region: 339-3056 (905 amino acids)
Biological process (GO): regulation of DNA-templated transcription
Cellular component (GO): cytoplasm; nucleus
Molecular function (GO): transcription factor binding; amyloid-beta binding
Source: RefSeq, a predicted model, not a curated record